Caenorhabditis sp. 36 PRJEB53466 is the source of this 656-nucleotide messenger RNA. Lineage: Eukaryota; Metazoa; Nematoda; Chromadorea; Rhabditida; Rhabditidae. The record is from the annotation of a GenBank genome assembly.
AUGGUCGAAAGAGUUAUAAGUUCGGACCUUUAUCACGUCGACUGGUAUUGGGGCGAUGUGCACUGGAAAUGGGCGGAACGUCUUCUCAAUCUGUGCCCAGUUGGAUACUUUUUGAUUCGAGACAGCAAAAGUGACACGCAUCUCUUUUCGGUCUCUUUUCGCACCGAAGGUUCGUAUUUUUCCCCGGAAAAGUUAUUUGAAAUUGAAGAUUUUUCAGAGAAAGUCUAUCAUACCCGUCUUUCGCUGGAAGAUUCUCGACGGAAUCUCGGCAGCCGACAGCCGUACGUCUCGCGAGAUUACCGGCGACUCGUCGAGAUUAUCGAGCGAGCUGUGCAGGUUCGCUUUUUGGUCUCGACACGAAAAACGAAAUUCAAAUUUUCCAGCAAUCCCAGGACGGCGAACAAGAAAUGCUGCACUACCGUCGCGGACACGAAGCGGAAGCCGCCCGUGUGCACCUGACACGCCCGCUCAACAAACGGCAACUGAUGCCCUCCCUGCAGUACCUUUGCCGCUUCGCGAUCCGGUCGCAGCAGCCACCGGUGCGGAUAUCGGAUCUUCUGGCGCCGCGGCCCGUCGUCACGUAUCUCAGCGAUCCGAAAUGGAUCAUUCCUGAUCUGCGAGAGUGCGAAGUGCAGUUGAAGAACAAGACUUUCUAA